CAGGCCGAGCCCAUGGCGUCCCCGGGCCCCCGCCGCCCCCUGGGCCUCCUGCUCCGGCUGCUGCUCCCGCUGCUGCUCCUGGCGUCCCGGCUGCGCGUCGCGGGUGGGCAGGACCCGGCCACGGGACCCUCGGCCCCUGCCAGCCCCUCGGGGGGGCUCCCCGCGGACCCAGGGACGACCCCCGGGACCCUCACCGCGACCCCCGGGACCCUCACCGCGACCCCCGGGACCCUCACCGCGACCCCCGGGACCCUCACCGCGACCCCCGGGACCCUCACCGCGACCCCUCGUUCCUCGCGAGCUCCCGGCUCCAGCGGGCCUGCGAUCGACCCCAAUUUAUUGGCAUUUAGUCCAGACUGUGGCCGCGUGUUUGAGAAGAUCCUGGGCGGACAGGAUGCCAAGGAGGGGAAGUGGCCCUGGCAGGUGAGCCUGAGGAUCCGAAACAGGCACGUGUGUGGAGGCACCCUCAUCACGCAGAACUGGGUGCUGUCAGCGGCCCACUGCAUUCUAAGCCGCUCCUACUACAGCGUCAAGAUCGGAGGCCUGAGUGUUUACGAGGAGGCCACGAGCCUGGUGAUCCCCAUCCGAAGGGUCAUCGUCCACCCCAAGUUCUCGAUGAUGGGAAUCAUUCAGCAUGACCUGGCACUGCUGCAGCUUGUCCGGAGCGUCAACUUCACGGCCAGCACCCACCCCGUGUGCAUCCCCAUGGAGGCCCUGCGGGUGGAAGCCGGCACCCAGUGCUGGGUGACCGGGUGGGGCCGGAGAGAAGAAUCUGGCGACUCCCUGGUCUCGCCCGUUCUCCAGGAAGUCGAUCAGUAUAUAAUCUACUACGAGCGAUGCAACCGCAUGAUACAACAGGCCUUGUUCACCGAGCGCAACAAAGUGGUGAAGGGGAUGGUCUGUGGCUACAAGGAGGAAGGCAAGGAUGCCUGCAAGGGAGACUCCGGGGGUCCUCUGCUCUGUGAGCUGAAUCUCACCUGGGUCCAGGUGGGGAUUGUGAGCUGGGGAGUCGGCUGUGGCCGCAGAGAGGUGCCGGGCGUCUACACUGACGUUGCCCUCUACAGUAAGUGGCUGGUGGAUGUGGUGAACCAGGCGAUUUCCCUGUAUCCCGGGGGGCUUCUCCUCCUGCCUCUGUGUCUGGCACUGCCCCUGGGCACCCUGCUGAGCCUGUGACCACCGGGCCCCCUCCCCUGCUGUGCAGAGUCCCCACCAGGCCACUCCUCUCACCCCUGCCCUCUCCCCAACCCUCUCCUCACAGUCCUCAAACUCCCAUUGGAACCCCUGACAGCCACACAGUGGAGACUGGAGGCCCCAGGGUCCCAGCCUGGGACUCGGAUGCCCUGCCCUGCCCUGCCCUGCCCUGCCUUGACCUGCCAUGCCCUGCCCUGCCCUGCCCUGCCCUAUCCUGCCCUGCCUUGUCCUGCCCUGCCCUGCCCUGCCCUGCCUUGUCCUGCCUUGUCCUGCCCUGCCCUGCCCUGCCUGUCCACCCCUUAGCUGUGCUCUGCCUGCCAGGAAGGAGGAAGUGCCCCCCAGUGCCCCCUCCCCACCCUCCACACACAUCCCCGUGGGCCAGCUGACCCGCCCCAGGGAGCAGGCUGCUUCCCUGGCAUCUUGGGCACCAGGCCCGGCUGUGGUGUCUGGGCUCCAGCAGCAGGUCAGCUUGGGGGUGGUCAGAGGGCCGGGAGGCGUCUCCUGCCCCGGCUGGGGUGCGGGGCCCAGGGCCCCCAUCUCUGCUGCAGCCGCGUGGGACCGGGCCGGUGUACGGGUGGGAGUCCCAGCCUCUCCACGCCAGUCCUCUUCCUCGGUGCCCUCGCGGCCUCCCCUGUGCUCACCCCGAGUUGUGCUGAGGCGGUUGUGGGGCUUUCGGAUGCCGGCUGAAUAAACGUUUUGGAGAACC
This is a messenger RNA of Erinaceus europaeus (western European hedgehog), 1897 nucleotides long. RefSeq names its product putative serine protease 42. The transcript is spliced from 5 exons. The record is from RefSeq and is a predicted model, not a curated record. The coding region runs from base 13 to 1173 and encodes 386 amino acids. Gene Ontology annotation, biological process: proteolysis. Gene Ontology annotation, molecular function: serine-type endopeptidase activity. Lineage: Eukaryota; Metazoa; Chordata; Mammalia; Eulipotyphla; Erinaceidae.